Dufourea novaeangliae is the source of this 5010-nucleotide messenger RNA. RefSeq names its product tensin-3 (gene by). Lineage: Eukaryota; Metazoa; Arthropoda; Insecta; Hymenoptera; Halictidae. The transcript has 22 exons. Gene Ontology annotation, molecular function: protein binding. The coding region runs from base 1 to 5010 and encodes 1669 amino acids. The record is from RefSeq and is a predicted model, not a curated record.
AUGCCGUGGAUAAAGUGUCUGGGUGGCGGAGGCGGAAACGCCAGAAGAGGCAAACCACUCAGCGUCAGCCAGCCGAUCCACCUGCUCGUCAAGACCGAAUUCGAACCGCAAUGUCACGUGUUCCGGACGAAGCAGCUGCGCAAACCGCGACCGUGCCAUUUGUGCCAUCAGGCGGUCAUCAAGCAGGCAUCGUGCUGCCGAGUCUGCAAGUACAUCUGCCACAAGACCUGCGAGGACAAGGGCGCUAGAUUCCGGGACACCUCGCAACAGAUCCACAAGCAAUGGCAGGCUGAUCCAGCAAGAGCGUUUCCAACAGUUGGCACCGUUACCACAGGUUCGGUCUCCCCCACGUCGGGGGAGAUCUCAACCCCGAAUUCGACUCCCAGUCCGAGCCCUAGUCCGACCAACAGUCAACAAGUCGUGCAUAAUGGGGGUUACGAGUCACAACCGAAGAAUGUCAACAGCAUCGCCAGGAGUAAGCAGCAACAACAGAUUCAAACGUCCUCGUCGUCGACGACACCCGCGAGGACGCCAGGCGUCGGAGCGGACGCGACCACGACAGGAUCAGGGAAGGUCGGAGGAGGCCGCGUGACUGAGGUGAUGGAGUUCUGUUACGUCACGCAGAGGAUCAUCGCUCUUUGGUACAGAGAGGACGCCCAGGGAGUCCUCGAGCACGCCACCACGCUUCUGCGAGGGAAGCACGCUGAUAAUUACAUGAUAUUCAACCUGUCCUCACCUGGUCGCUCAGGGGAGCCGAACACCAGAGAAGCAGGCUGGCCACAGGGACUGGCGCCCAGUUUGGAAAGGCUCUGCGCCCUAUGCAAGGAGCUGGACUCCUGGCUGAACGGUGCCCCGAAUCGCGUGGUCGUUCUACACGCCAGGGGAAGCAAAGAACGAUUGGGUGUGGCUGUCUCCGCGUACAUGAACUACAGCAGCAUCUGCGGUGGAGGUGACCAGGCGCUGGACAGGUUCGCCAUGAAGACAUUCCUCGACGACAAGAUUGGAUCCCUGCAGGUUCCGUCACAUCGAAGAUACAUCAAGUACUUCAGCGGGCUGCUCUCAGGCUCCUUAACAAUCAAUCAGUCGCCCCUCUAUUUAACGCAUCUCACGGUUCUCGGGGUUCCGUUAUUUGAACCGACUGGUUGCCGAGCAUUCCUCAAGGUCUACGAAGGGCUCACUCCAGUCUACACCUCGGACCUUUACUCCGUGACAAACGCACGAGAAUUCACGGUUAAUCUCGGCGGUCUACGUCUCCGUGGUGACAUUCUGGUGAAAUGUUACCACAGGGUGUACUCGAAGCAAAGUCGGGAGGUGAUGUUCUCCCUUCAGUUCCAUACAUGCGUGAUUGCGGAGAACGUGGUGUCCUUCCCUCGAUCGGAGCUGGACGUUGCCUGCGACGAUCCAAGGUGUCCUCCAGACAGCGUGGUGACCUUAUACUUCGCCACGGACGCGAAACGUCAGGACGGUCCUAUUCCAGCCCCGACGCCUGCUGUACCACACACCUCGGCCCAUCACGACCCGAUCUUGCACUGGGACAGCUACACGAAUCUCGAGAUCAGCGAUGACGAAGGACGGGAAACACCAUUAUCACCGCCGCCACCAUCGAGCUCCUCCGUUCAGACGUCACCUCGUGGAUUGGAUUACACCUGCGGUCCCAUAGAUGGAUCCCUGUACGCUGUGGUUCACCAGGGUGCUGCCGGUGGUGCCCGUGGUUCGCCAUUGACAGUUUCCAUGGACAGUGGCAUCAGCAGUGCUCCACCGCAGCGACCAAGCCCGCCCGAGCCAGAGCCCGACAACCAGGCUCAUGGUGAUCUUGAUAAACUCCUUCAUGAUAUGAUGCUUACUGUCGAGUCGAUGCCGGAUCCUCCGUCAGAGGACUACAGAGCAGACAGAAGCGAUAAGAUGUACAUCCAGGAAACUCGUAGCUACAGCAGUCACACGAGCAAUUCUCCAUCUACGUAUUCCACUCUGAAGGACUCGUACAGAGGCUGGAAAGAGUCCAGUCCACCGUACAACUCGAGCAGCAGCUACAGCACCCUGAAGAACGAGUACAGAGAACCGGCCAAGAUCGAGCAUCGUCGCGAAGAGUUCGAUUACCGUGUGUCGCCUGAUCGAAAAAUGGAGUCUACGACUGAGUCGUACAGAAAGCACAACACGGAGUCCUUCUCACCGGCUGGGAAUAUCGAUUUUAUCGACGAGGACAUCCCCUAUCACGCCAGACAGACCAGCCAACCGUUCUCGUACGGGGCGACCACGGACAUGAUCAAACACCAAAAACUCUCGUCGCCGUCUUUGGUCAGGAAGGCUUCCGUUAGGGGCGCCGCGCCUGUGGUGGACUUUGAGGACAUCCUGGGGGAGAACUCGAGGCGACCCAUUAGUCCUUUGAGCCCGAACACGCCCGAUCCGCCGCCGGAGUUCGCUAAUGGGCCGGUGAAGACAAGCUCGGACUAUGUCGACGGAUUAUCCUGGCUGAGGCAGCAGCAGUUGAAGCUCGCUGCGAGAAGGGAUGAAAGAAACCCAGGCAAACUAUGGCGACAGGAGACCGGAAACCGUGUGAUCGGCGAGCUGAGAAGCUUGCAAAGAGGAAGGCUGAGGCACGAUGGAUACGCGAGCGAUUCGGCGGUUCUGGAUGACGACGACGAGACGUGGACACCGCAUUCUAUUUCCGGACAGACUCAGUCGAGGCCACUUCCGUACACCUCGGCGCCAGCCAGUCCUCUGCUUCCGCAACGAUCUAGCAGCCGGAAGUACAACGGUACCGCCGGAACAACCGGUACACUAGGAAGACCACGAGCGGAAAGCGUGAACGAACGUCCCUUCAUGUCGGUGAAACGUGCCUACGAAUACCGCAAAUACGGCGACAGCCAGAGCCCUCCGACAUCCCCCCGCUCAAGCUUAGCCGCCGCCCAACCCUUAGGAUUAUCAAUGCAGCAACAGGCAACGUUUAUUAACACGGAGAAACCGCAACCACCGCGGCCGGAGUCGCGGAGCGACAGUUUUGCCCGGGCGGACGCUUUCUUGCGCGAGCAUCGGCAGCAACAGCAGCAACUGGCCGUGAACAACAAUAUGGGGAAUCACGUGGAGCAGCAGAAGCAAACGAUCCUGCAAGAAUACGCCUCGAUUCCAGGUCGAAAUACACGACCGGAGUCGCGAAACCGAUUAUAUCAGAGCUGCACCAGAGUGGCCAACAACGACAGGAUCGCAGACCACAUGGACGCCGGAUUGCUGACUGUAGUUGACCAGCAAUCUACAGCUCAGACGACCAUUAACCCUCUCGUGAGCCUGAUUCAGUCACUGGCCGACAUUUCGCCCGUUCGAUCUCCAUCCGUGACUAACAAGACCGAGAACGAUCAUCCCGCGAACGUCAGCCAACCGACCACGACCACCUCGAGCAGCAACGUUGCUAACAGCACUAAUUGCUCCCCUAACCAGUCGCCCAAAGCAUGGCAGAAUUGCACCCAGUCGCACAAUGACACGGUGUCAUCGUGGACCGAGAGGAGCGUCAGUCCCGGAAGCGCCGUGGUCGGUGGCGCCUCGAGGCCCCAGACACCGGCGUUUCCGGUGCAUCCACGGACCCCGUACGUCAACAACUCGUCGCCAACGGUGACGUUCGCCUCCGAUCGCGCUUACAUCACCUCGAACUCUGGCUACAACGCGAACAACAAUAACAACAACAACAACGUGAACAACAUUGAGACAGGCGGGAACAACAACAACAACGUCGGGAACUACGCCAGCGAACGAACGAUCUACAUCGAGGAACGAAGAGACGUCUCGAAGGAAUCGGGGCUUCCACCCAAGAGUCCGACAACACAGAGACGCUUGAGUUUCCCGGCAAGCGGGCCACUUAAACAAACGCAUAACAAACGAUGGCCGCUCACUAACCAAUCGGCGUCGUUCGACUAUAGCAAGGACCGAUCUGUAUCUCCGAUAAACGAGUCGACGAUGUCGCAGUCGCAAACCAUCACACGCAGCCCCGGUACACCGACUCACAUCGAAUUCGCCCAAAGUCCCAAGAGCGCCGCGUCGUACACAUCCAUAAACAGCGGCGGUCAGUCGUCUCCUCAGGUUCAGUAUUACGGCUCGAGACGGUCGAGCGUUCACUCGAACACCGAGCCUCAGGAAGUGGCCGAUGCCAAUGUUAAAUUUGUCCGCGACACCAGCAGGAUCUGGUACAAGCCAAACAUAUCUCGGGAGCAAGCAAUCUCGAUGCUGAAGGAUGCAGCGCCAGGUACGUUCGUCGUUCGAGACAGCAACUCCUUUCCAGGAGCGUUCGGACUCGCCUUGAAGGUAGCAACCCCGCCACCAGGUGCGCCGAGCAGCCCAAGAGAUCCAUCCAGUGAGCUGGUCAGGCAUUUCUUGAUCGAGCCAACAUCUAGAGGCGUCAGGCUAAAGGGAUGCGCGAAUGAGCCUGUUUUCAGUUCUCUGUCGGCAUUGGUUUACCAGCACAGCUUAAUGGCGAUGGCUCUGCCUUGCCAGCUGUUGCUACCCGAGCCAGAAGCUGCUGCCAGGGCUCUCGACUCACCUGGUGCUAAUAGCGCGCAGCAGUGGCUUGUACAGGGUGCAGCCUGCAACGUUCUCUACCUGUUCACCAUUGACACGGAAUCCCUGACCGGGCCCCAGGCCAUCAAGAAAGCGGUCACGACCAUGUUCGAUCAGAAACCAUUGCCCACCGCGACCAUCGUUCACUUCAAGGUCUCCUCGCAGGGGAUCACGCUGACGGAUAACGCGAGGAAGCUUUUCUUCCGCAGGCAUUAUCCGACCAAUAAUAUUAGCUACUGCGGCCUAGACACCGAGGAACGCACCUGGGACUCGUCCAACGAGGACACGGGACGACCAGUUAGCGCUCAUCGAUGCUUCGGUUUCGUGGCAAGAAAACCAGCCCACAAGACGGAUAAUCAGUGUCACGUUUUCGCCGAAUUGGAGCCAGAGCAACCGGCCACGGCGAUCGUGAAUUUCGUCAACAAAGUCAUGAUGGGCAGCUCCCUAUCCAAGGCCAACAUCGUCUAA